AUGUCAAAGAAUGUUGAGGAAGACAAUGUCACCGCCGCUCCCACGGCUGAGCACACCGACCGCAUAGAUAACAUCACUCCUGUUAAGGCAACCGAUAACGCGGCCUUGUUCCUUAAGGAAUUGUCCGCGACUGGACCUAUCGUCUUUACACCUGAGGAAGAAAAGGCCGUUCUUCGAAAGAUCGACUGGAGAAUCUUGCCCCUCAUCCUCAUAGCCUAUUUCUUCCAGCAACUGGACAAGUCAACUCUUUCAUAUUCCUCUGUUUUCGACAUCGCCACUGACGCCCAUCUUCACGGAAAGCAGUUUUCUUGGCUUGGUUCGUCUCUGUACCUUGCUCAGCUGGUUGCCCAACCUCUUGCUGCCUUGACUCUUGUCAAAUUACCCACUGGAAAGGUUAUAGCCGCUACUAUUUUUCUCUGGGGUUCAUCUCUCUGCAUUAUGAGUGCUUGUACAUCUUUUAAGACGCUUCUGGUUAUGCGUCUGUUUUUAGGAACUUUUGAGUCUCUUAUUGCUCCCUCUCUUAUUGCUGUUACACAGAUGUGGUGGAAGAGAAAUGAACAGACUUUGCGAACCUCGUACUGGAGUGGUAUGAACGGAUUAACAUUCAUUAUCGGCAGUCUCUUCACGUUCGGACUUGGUCACAUCCAGAGCAGCACUCUCUUCUCCUACCAGAUCAUCUUCCUCUUCUGUGGCCUCCUUACCGUUAUCUACUCCAUCCCCGUUUACUUCCUCAUGCCCGACUCCCCAAUGGAAGCGAAGUUCCUUAGCGACCGAGAAAAGGUUGUCACUAUCGAAAGACUCCGAUCGAACCAGAUGGGUAUUGUUUCCCGGCAGUGGAAGUGGGACCAUGUUAAGGAAUCUGUUCUUGAUCUCAAGACCUGGUGCUGGUUCUUCCUCGUCAUCACUAUUUCCAUCCCCAGUGGUGGUAUUAGUACUUUCGGAUCUCUUAUCGUCAAGUCCUUUGGCUAUAAUAAGUUCCAGACCGUCCUCUUUAACAUCCCCUUCGGAGCAGUCCAGUUUUGCGCCAUUAUUGGGUCCGGUUGGCUCGCCACCAGGCUCGGCCGCAAGGGUCCUGUCAUUGUACUUCUUUGCAUCACUCCCAUUAUCGGAUGUGUCUUGCUUCUGACGAUCCCCCACACUCCUGACAAAAAGGGCAUUCUGCUGUUCGCCUACUAUAUCAUCUCCGUCUACCCCGGAAUCACGCCCCUAAUCUUUGCUUGGGAAGCCCAAAACACUGCCGGUGAUACCAAGAGAAAGGUUACCACUGGUGUCAUGUUUGUUGGCUUGUGUACUGGUAACGUAAUUGGACCUCUCCUCUACAGCACUGACCAAGCUCCUCUUUACCGCAGCGGUCUCAUUUCCAACUUGUGCAUGUUUGUCCUUGUUAUAAUUCUCACAAUUAUCAUCACCCUCUAUCUGAUUCUUCUCAACAAAUCCCACGCCCGCAGGCGCGUCGCCCUUGGCAAGUCCGAGGUACUCGUCGAUCGAUCCAUGCUUCGGGGUUCUGCUGCCGCUGAGCUUGAGAGUAAUGAAGAAAUGGAGGCACAUGAGCACGACUUUGAGGAUAUGACUGACAUCAAGAACGAGGAUUUCAUCUUUGUGUAUUAG
This is a messenger RNA of Fusarium fujikuroi IMI 58289, 1608 nucleotides long. RefSeq names its product related to allantoate transporter. The coding region runs from base 1 to 1608 and encodes 535 amino acids. Gene Ontology annotation, cellular component: membrane. NCBI's taxonomy places the organism in Eukaryota, Fungi, Ascomycota, Sordariomycetes, Hypocreales, Nectriaceae. Gene Ontology annotation, biological process: transmembrane transport. The transcript has 6 exons. Gene Ontology annotation, molecular function: transmembrane transporter activity. The record is from RefSeq and is a predicted model, not a curated record.